This is a messenger RNA of Lytechinus pictus (painted urchin), 3813 nucleotides long. Its product is annotated as lysosomal cobalamin transporter ABCD4-like. Bases 119 to 2026 code for a protein of 635 amino acids. Gene Ontology annotation, cellular component: peroxisomal membrane. The transcript is spliced from 13 exons. The record is from RefSeq and is a predicted model, not a curated record. Gene Ontology annotation, molecular function: ATP binding; long-chain fatty acid transmembrane transporter activity; ATP hydrolysis activity. NCBI's taxonomy places the organism in Eukaryota, Metazoa, Echinodermata, Echinoidea, Temnopleuroida, Toxopneustidae. Gene Ontology annotation, biological process: peroxisome organization; long-chain fatty acid import into peroxisome; very long-chain fatty acid catabolic process.
GAUAGCACGUGCAUUUCGUCAAAACCGAGUCAGCAGUAUACAUGCAGGUGAAAGUUGAGUCCAGUGCAGCGCGUCGCAGUUCCUGGGAAAGCUAAAGUUGUUUAAUGCUGUUAUAAGAAUGUCAACAGUGUCGAAGAGGUACAAGCUAGAUAUGGAAUUUCUAAAGAGACUUGGCCACCUUCUGCCAGUCCUGUUCCUCUCAUGGAAGUCUGCUCAGACAAUCCUAUUUUUCUUGCUUCUUCUGAUAGCAGGUGGAGAACAAGGUGCAGCUUACUUUGUAGGCUUGAUCCCCAGUCAGUUUUAUGUGGUUCUACCUGCCCAGGACUGGUCUGGUUUCAUUACAACUCUAUGGCAAUCUCUGCUCUACAUUAUACUUAUUUCCCUGAUAAAGAGUGCGAAGACUUAUAUCAGCAAACUGCUGUAUGUUAGAUGGAGGGAAGCCCUCACCACACAUCUCCAUAAAUUCUACUUCAAAGCUUUCAGUUACUACAAACUCAACGUUUUGCAGACAGGAAAUGUCGAUAACACGGAUCAGAGAAUAACUCAGGAUGUGGAGAGAUUAUGUAAUCAGUUGAGUCUGGUCGUCCCAACACUGAUUGUGUCACCAUUCACUAUUGCUACCUACACUUAUCUCACGUAUGAAAUUACUGGCUACCUGGGACCUCUGGUUAUCUAUUGUUAUUUCAUCAUCGGAAGUGUCAUCAAUAAAUUCAUCAUGUCGCCAGUGGUGAAUCUAACUUAUCAGCAGGAAAAACAAGAAGGGAUUUUCAGAUUCAAGCAUGCUCAGCUUCGAGCCAAUUCAGAAUCAGUCGCCUUCUACUCGGCUGGUGAUGUGGAGAAGGACAACGCUGACCGCAAGCUCUUCAGACUUCUUGAUGUCCAGCUUACUCUGACCAACUGGGAGUUCUGGCUCAAUGUUGCCAUAAAUCUGUUUGAUUACAUUGGCAGUAUUCUGAGCUAUGUGAUUAUUGCUAUACCGAUAUUUGCUGGAGUAUACAAUGGGCUCCCUGCAUCAGAGAUAUCAAGUCUUAUCAGUGCUUAUUCCUUCCAGACCAUGUACCUGAUAAGCUGUUUCUCCAAGUUGAUUGAUCUCUCUACUAAGAUCUCUGAUAUAGGUGGCUAUACUCACAGAAUCGGCGAGCUCCUUGAAAGCUUAGAAAAGCUGUCACCCGAUACCAAACCCCUCUCUGAAACAGGCGGACCAUCGGACAAUAAUGACCUGACCUCUGACACCCACUUCCUGAUCUCCGAGACCGAGAUGGAUAGGGAGUAUCUAUCGGAGGAUGCAAGAGAGGAGAUGGCCAGAGGAAGAGAAGAGGAUGAAGAGGAGGUUAGCAGCGUGGACAGUCUGAUUGCUUUCCAGUUAGACCAGGUCGCCGUGGCGACCCCAUCAAAGGAUGAAAUCCUCAUUAAAGAUUUAAACUUAGAGGUGGUAGAAGGACGCAACAUCCUGAUCACAGGGGCAACGGGUAGCGGCAAAACGUCACUUCUCCGUGUUCUCCACGGUCUGUGGCCGGUCAUAAGUGGUACGGUGGAGCAGAGAGGCGUGCGGCCAUCGGACAUCAUGUUCCUCCCGCAGAAGGCUUACCUGACGGAUGGAACACUCAUGGACCAGAUAACCUACCCUUCUCGAAAUCCUACAAGGCUCUCAAGAAGUAUACUGGAAGAGGACCCGGAUCCGUGUGAGAUCCUGGACCAGGUAGGCUUAGAGGUCCUGGUCCAACGCUGCGAUGGACUAGAUACACCGGUCUCGUGGAACUGGUACGAUGUAUUGACCCCCGGUGAGGCACAGUGCCUGGCGUUCGCAAGACUGCUUUACCAGAGACCAAGGUUUGCUUUGCUGGAUGAAGCGACCAGUGCCGUACCAAGUGAAAAGGAAGCCCAGCUUUACGCCCUCUGUCGAGCAGCGAAGAUGACCCUGAUCAGCGUCGGCCAUCACGUCACUCUCAAACGCUUCCACGAUGCCGAGCUCAUCAUAGAUGGCCGAGGAGGCUGGACGUUGGUGGACAUCUCUCAUAUAGAAUAGUCAUCGUCUAAGAGCCUUCGUUUGGUAUGAAAUUACAUUUGUGCAGUGGUAAUUGUCACUGAAAUUGACAAUCGUAAAGGUAAAGUGUAAUAAAAAAAAAUAAUGAUGAAGAAGAUAUAGAGUGAAUUAUUAUUUACCAUCUAGAACUAUAAUUGAUUUUGCAAAAUAUUUAUGAAUUCUAUGCGAAAUGUACGUAUAGUAUAAAGAGAGAUUAUGCAUCCAGCUGUAUGUUCAAAGGAGAUUUUGUUUUCAAAUGCUCUAUUUUGAACAGCAAAUGAAAUUGAAAGUACUAAGAUAAAUCUUCCAUACAUAUAUAUUUUUGUAGAAUUUUAUUUUCUUGCCACAGUGAUUUCUUUUUUCAUGAACCAACUGUAUGCCUAAUCAUAUCAUGAGAUAAACAAGCUAUAUGUGUGUGACGCUAUGUGUGUAUAAAGAUUUGGAUACUAUGUGCUCUUAUAUUGUACCCUGCUAUUAACAUGCUAAAAUCAAUAAUUUGGUACCUUAGAAGAUCACUUUGGGGUAGGGUGUCAAAGUUUUAUAAUACAAUCAAACUGGCAAUCAGUAUGUUUGAUAUUCUUUUAAUAAUCGUCUGAGUUAUUGUAUUUUAUCAUUAUUAUUAUAUAUAUAUAACAAAAAUCAUAAAAUGAAAUGUUAUUUUAAAGAAAUUUAAGAUUCAGGAAGAUGUAAACACAGAGUAAAAUGUAGUUCAUGCCAGCAAAAAAAAGAGGACAACAGCAAUUUCCAAACUCUUUUCAGCAAUUCAUCAUAUUUGAGUAGGCCAGAUUAUGUGAAAUAGCAUGGGAGUGGGGGGGGGGGGGCAUAUUUGCCUUCCGCAGACCCUGGCUGUUGAUCAUGUGAUCGCGGUGAAAAUCGUCGCCCACGUUAUCUCCAAACUAGCAUCCAAAAUUUUGAGUUUAGUGAGUCCUUUCCCCAAAAAAUAAUUGAGACCAAGCUGGUUGAACUCGAAAGAAGCCAUUACUGUUGCUUCCUCCUGUGCCAAGAGAUCAAAUGCUUCUGUCCAGUGUUGAAAUGCAAUCCUGUCAUUGGCUAGGGCUUCCACCACACCCCGUUGUCGCACACUAUCCCCUUCGUGUCGUCUAAUUUUCUAAUGCGGUGCAGCUGUCUGGCCUUUCCUGGCUCUUUUUGCACUGCUUCCUCAUAGGUGUUUGAUCUUGUCAUCUUGACAAAUGCAUUCUGAAACAUGAAUUCGACAGAAUAAUAAUGUCAUGUUAAAUUUUGAAGAAAGCAUUUAUUUUCAGGGUUCAUUUGUCUGUUAUCAGAAUGACUGACUUCUCAAUAGUUCAAAAUAUUGGCUAUUAUGCGAAUUUCCCUCACAAAACCAAGAUGUAUUUACCUACGUUGGUCAACCUAUUUCCAUUCUCUUUCAUUUUCAAUAUUUAUGACAACACCAAUCUGGAACAAUCACAACAUCGGCGCCACUACAAUUUUUUUCUUAUGAAGAAUCUUCCAAAAAAUCAAAAGAAGCCAUCACUGUUGCUUCCUCCAGUGGCUUCAAAGCUGACAUGUCUUUGGCAAGAGAUCAAAUGCUUCUGUCCAGUGUUGAAAUGCAAUUCAGGGAAACUCUCCUUGAUCCUGUCCUUGGCUAGGGGCUUCCAACGCACCCCGUUGUUGCACACUAUCCCCUUCGUGUAGUCUAAUUUCCUAAAGCGGUGCAGCUGUUUAGCCUUUGCUGGCUCCUUCUGCAAUGCUUCCUCAUAGGUGUUUGACUUUGUCCUCUUGACGAAUGCAUUCUGAAACAUGAAAAUACUCAAGGCUGAAAGUAACAU